GGUGGGGCCACGCCCAGCGCUCCGAGUCCGACCUGAUCCCGGAUCCGAGGCCGGCGCCCAGCGCCCGGCGCCGCCAUGGGGGCCUGCCUGGGCGCCUGCUCCCUGCUCAGCUGCGCAUCCUGCCUCUGCUGCUCUGCCCCCUGCGUCCUAUGCACCUGCUGCCCCUCCACCCGAAACUCCACGGUGAGCCGCCUCCUCUUCACCAGCUUUCUCUUCCUGGGGGUGCUGGUGUCCAUCAUCAUGCUGAGCCCUGGCGUGGAGAGUCAGCUCUACAAGCUCCCUUGGGUGUGUGAGGACAGGACCCAGACCCCAGUGGUACUGCAGGGCCCCCUGGACUGUGGCUCGCUGCUGGGCUUCCGGGCCGUCUACCGUAUGUGUUUCGCCACAGCAGCCUUUUUCUUCCUGUUCACUUUGCUGAUGAUCUGCGUUCGCAGUAGCCGGGACCCCCGAGCUGCCAUCCAGAAUGGGUUUUGGUUCUUUAAGUUCCUGAUCCUCCUGGGUAUCACUGUGGGUGCCUUCUACAUCCCUGAUGGCUCCUUUCCCAAGAUCUGGUUCUACUUUGGUGUGGUGGGUUCCUUCCUCUUCAUCCUCAUCCAGCUGAUCUUGUUCAUCGACUUUGCCCACUCCUGGAACCAGCGGUGGCUGUGUAAGGCUGAGGAGUGUGACUCCCCAGCCUGGUAUGCAGGCCUCUUCUUCUUCACCUUCCUCUUCUACGUGCUGUCCAUCGCCGCUGUGGUGUUGAUGUUCAUCUACUACACGGAGUCUGGUGCUUGCUACGAGGGCAAGGUCUUCAUCAGCCUCAACCUCACUCUCUGUGUCUGCGUCUCCAUUGUUGCUGUCCUGCCCAAGAUCCAGGAUGCCCAGCCCAACUCAGGUCUGCUGCAGGCCUCUGUCAUCACGCUGUAUACCAUGUUUGUCACCUGGUCAGCCCUAUCCAACGUCCCUGACCAGAAAUGCAACCCUCACCUGCCUACCAGUAACGGGACAGGACAGGCGGGCCUGGAGGACUACAGUACUGUGUGGUGGGAUGCCCCAAGCAUCGUGGGCCUUAUCAUCUUCAUCCUGUGCACCCUCUUCAUCAGUCUGCGCUCCUCUGACCACCGGCAGGUGAAUAGCCUGAUGCGGACGGAGGACUGUCAAGUGGAGACCAUGCAGCAGCAGCAGGUCGCCAUCUGCGAGGGCCGAGCCUAUGACAACGAGCAGGAUGGUGUCACCUACAGCUAUUCCUUCUUCCACUUCUGCCUGGUGCUGGCCUCCCUCCACAUCAUGAUGACACUCACCAACUGGUACAGCCCUGGUGAGACCCAGAAGAUGAUCAGCACGUGGACCUCUGUGUGGGUGAAGAUUUGUGCCAGCUGGGCAGGCCUGUUACUGUACCUGUGGACCCUGGUGGCCCCCCUUCUCCUGCCCAACCGAGACUUCAGCUGAGAAUAUCCUGCAGCCUGCCCGCCUGGUGCCUUGGGGCUCACUGAGGGCCGGCCUACCCUUCUCCUAACCUGCCCACCCUCCUCCAGGACUUGCCCAAGUCAGGACCCUCUGUUCUCAGUGCCUUCAGGGUCUGUGGAGCAUCACCCUCUGGUGGAAGUCCCACCCUUCACUGCUGUUGGCCAUGGGCACUCACCCUUGGGACAGAAGAGCCCCUGGCCUCAGGAUCCCCAGCAGGGGGUGCUGAAGGAGAGAGCUGCUCAAAGCUGCUCAGCUGGCAGGGGGUGCCCACCCUGCUGGGUGCCCCCACAUUAUGGUCUGUGCUGCGGAGCCUGCCCCCUUCCUGGACCACGUGCCUUACUGAGUCUCUAAGACUCUGCCCAAUAAACAAGUCCAUGUA
Nannospalax galili (Upper Galilee mountains blind mole rat) is the source of this 1825-nucleotide messenger RNA. RefSeq names its product serine incorporator 2 (gene Serinc2). The record is from RefSeq and is a predicted model, not a curated record. Gene Ontology annotation, cellular component: membrane. The coding region runs from base 76 to 1428 and encodes 450 amino acids. NCBI's taxonomy places the organism in Eukaryota, Metazoa, Chordata, Mammalia, Rodentia, Spalacidae. The transcript has 10 exons.